AUGGUAUUUAUCCUUCAGAAACUUGCUUUUAGUGCAUCAUCGAAUACUAAUGUUAAGUCGAAACACGGUAGUACCAUGGAUAAGCUGGUAGCACCUACUCCGAACCACCGUCAAGCAUUCCCACCGCAAGGCCUGGAUGAAUAUACAGUUCAAGGUUCCGCUAUGCUCACCGACCACCCAGUUAACCUGUUCCCGCUAUAUCAAAACUCAGAUAUAUCGUCAUAUACUGAGGAUGUCGCAUCCGGAUUCAUACUACCCCCUGAUUACACCAGAGAGCACACGAUUACUUCCUACCUCAAUUCGGUCUGUGAUAUGGACAUUGCAACAAAGGCGCCCUGCGAACCCCCAAACCGUCACACUCCCAUAGAUCCAGACAGCUAUUCGUUAAUAAUGACCCUCGCAGAUACCUACAUGGUGCACUCUGCCCGAACAGGCUCACUCGAUGAUAUCGACGCCGCCAUAGCACACUACCAACGCGUGCUGGGCAUGCUCACGCCAGAACACGAGAGUAAGGACGUGGUACUUGAUAGCCUCAGCAUCGCGUUUCAGAAGAGAUAUGAUCUGUCCGGCGAAUAUCGCGAUGUCCAUAGGGCGGUGAUGUGUUUACGGGAGGCGAUGCGGCUGUGUCCGAAUGGGCACCCUGAGCGUGGACGCCGGGAGCGUCGGCUUAAGAACGCACUUCCUGUUCGGUACGAGAAGAUGCAUACGAUGCUUCGCUAA
This is a messenger RNA of Psilocybe cubensis, 720 nucleotides long. RefSeq lists its product as uncharacterized. The transcript has a single exon. The record is from RefSeq and is a predicted model, not a curated record. Lineage: Eukaryota; Fungi; Basidiomycota; Agaricomycetes; Agaricales; Agrocybaceae. Bases 1 to 720 code for a protein of 239 amino acids.